UUUUACCUUUGAAGACAAUGUUAGGACCAAGAUACGAUGAACAGGUUGCUGAAGAAAAUCGUUUUCACCCAAGUAUGUUAUCCAACUACUUAAAAAGUCUGAAGGUUAAAAUGGGUUUGCUGGUAGACUUGACCAACACUACUAGAUUCUAUGAUAGGAAUGAUAUAGAGAAAGAGGGGAUUAAAUAUAUAAAGCUCCAGUGUAAAGGGCAUGGUGAGUGCCCUACACCUGAGAAUACAGAAACAUUUAUCCGUGUAUGUGAGCACUUCAGUGAUAAGAAUCCCUCAGAGCUUAUAGGUGUCCAUUGCACGCAUGGUUUCAAUAGAACUGGAUUUCUGAUCUGUGCCUUCUUGGUCGAGAAGUUGGACUGGAGUAUUGAGGCUGCUGUGGCUACUUUUGCUCAGGCUAGACCACCAGGUAUUUAUAAAGGCGACUAUUUGAAGGAGUUAUUUCGUCGCUAUGGAGAUGAAGAUGAUGCACCGUCACCACCUGAGCUACCAGAAUGGUGCUUUGAUGAAGACGAGGAAGAGGAUGAUGAUAAUGGGAAAACAGGAGGCCAAGAGUCAGAACCUGGAUCGUCAAGCUCUUCCUUUGGCAAGAGGAGAAAAGAACGUCUAAAACUGGGUGCCAUUUUCUUGGAAGGAAUAACAGUUAAAUGUGUGACCCAGGUGACGACACAACCAAAGCUAGGAGGAAUACAGCAAAAAUGUCAGCAGUUCUGUGGCUGGGAAGGGUCUGGAUUCCCUGGAGCACAGCCUGUUUCCAUGGACAAGCAAAAUAUUAAAUUUUUGGAGCAGAAGCCAUACAAAGUUAGCUGGAAAGCAGACGGCACUCGGUACAUGAUGCUGAUCGAUGGCAAGAAUGAAGUCUAUAUGGUUGAUAGAGACAAUUCAAUUUUUCAUGUAUCUAAUCUGGAAUUUCCGUUCCGUAAAGAUCUUCGCACACACCUAACAAACACUCUCCUGGACGGGGAAAUGAUCAUCGACAAGGUUAAUGGACAGGUUGUCCCUCGGUACUUGAUAUAUGACAUUAUUAAGUUUAAU
Mesitornis unicolor (brown roatelo) is the source of this 1043-nucleotide messenger RNA. It is a transcript of the gene RNGTT, whose product is annotated as RNA guanylyltransferase and 5'-phosphatase. NCBI's taxonomy places the organism in Eukaryota, Metazoa, Chordata, Aves, Mesitornithiformes, Mesitornithidae. The record is from RefSeq and is a predicted model, not a curated record. The annotation marks the transcript as partial. Gene Ontology annotation, biological process: protein dephosphorylation; 7-methylguanosine mRNA capping. Gene Ontology annotation, molecular function: mRNA guanylyltransferase activity; ATP binding; protein tyrosine/serine/threonine phosphatase activity. The transcript is spliced from 9 exons.